Messenger RNA from Papaver somniferum (opium poppy), 921 nucleotides. RefSeq lists its product as uncharacterized. Bases 1 to 921 code for a protein of 306 amino acids. The transcript has 2 exons. Lineage: Eukaryota; Viridiplantae; Streptophyta; Magnoliopsida; Ranunculales; Papaveraceae. The record is from RefSeq and is a predicted model, not a curated record.
AUGGUGCAAAAGAAUCAACAAACAACUGAUGGUGCAAUCAAGGAGUUGCAGACACAAAUGAGCGCCAUGGCAGGUAGAUUGAACCUUUUGGGAACAAAGAAUAGUGGGAAACUCCCUUCUCAACCUAUUAAUCCUAUAGAAACUGUUAAUGUUGUGACAUUGAGAAGUGGUACACGAACUGUGCAACCAAAAGAUGCUGAGAAAAGAAAAGACCCCAAGGGGCCGGUCUUGGAGAAAGAGAUUACUGACUCUGCCCAAACCGAGGAGGUACCUAAAAUGAACUCUAAACCUCUUGUUUCUACUUAUGUUCCUCCUUUACCGUUUUCUGGCAGGCAAGUUCCUAAAUAUGCUAGAGUUUUGAAAGACUUAUGCACCAACAAGAAACGAUUAACCGGUAAUGAGGUGAUGAGUGUGGGGGAAAAUGUUUCUGCUAUCCUCCAAAAGAAACUUCCACCUAAAUGCAAGGAUCCCGGUAGUUUCGAUAUACCUGUUGUGAUUGGUAAUAAAAUUUUUGGAAAAGCCAUGCUUGAUUUAGAAGCGUCGGUUAAUGUUAUGCCCGCACCUAUUUAUAAGUCUUUAAAUUUGGGUCCUUUGAAAGAAACCCGUAUUGUUCUUGAACUAGCUGGUCGUUCUAAUGUUUACCCUAGAGGUAUUAUUGAAGAUGUGCUUGUGAAGGUGAAUCAACUCGUAUUUCCAGCUGAUUUUGUUGUAUUGGAAAUGGAUAGCGGGUCGGAUGCAUCUAUAUCGCUGUUAUUGGGGAGGCCUUUCAUGAAAACGGCCAAAACCGUUAUUGAUGUUGACAAAGGAACUCUCACUAUGGAAUUUGAUGAUGAAAAGAUUCGCUUUAAUAUUUUUGGAGCAACGCGGUAUCCUAGUGAUGUUCAUUCGGAUGUUCAUGUUAAUGUCGUACACACAGGCUAA